This is a messenger RNA of Panthera uncia (snow leopard), 4899 nucleotides long. RefSeq names its product dihydropyrimidinase like 2 (gene DPYSL2). Bases 259 to 1977 code for a protein of 572 amino acids. The transcript has 14 exons. The record is from RefSeq and is a predicted model, not a curated record. Gene Ontology annotation, molecular function: hydrolase activity, acting on carbon-nitrogen (but not peptide) bonds, in cyclic amides. Gene Ontology annotation, cellular component: cytosol; cytoplasm. Lineage: Eukaryota; Metazoa; Chordata; Mammalia; Carnivora; Felidae.
UUAUUGCUGUAGUUUAUUUCCACCCCUUCCCUCCUGUUCUCUCUCUCUUUCUUUUUUUUCCGCCCUAGCUGGGGCUGUGUUGGAGCAGAGGAAGAAAGAGACAGGAUUGCAUUUAUCCCUUACGUUCUUGAAAUCUGCUAUCAGCAAGACCAGCUAAGCGGUUGCAUCUUUUUCAAUCCUGCAAAAAAUACCAUUUCUUUCCUGGCAAUUUUUGCUUUAAAGGUGUCCUCUUGAAAUUAUUUUUUUCCCAGGAGAGAGAUGUCUUAUCAGGGGAAGAAAAAUAUUCCACGCAUCACGAGUGAUCGUCUUCUGAUCAAAGGAGGUAAAAUUGUUAAUGAUGACCAGUCAUUCUAUGCAGACAUAUACAUGGAAGAUGGGUUGAUCAAGCAAAUAGGGGAAAACCUGAUUGUGCCAGGAGGGGUGAAGACCAUCGAAGCCCAUUCUAGGAUGGUGAUCCCCGGAGGGAUUGAUGUCCAUACCCGCUUCCAGAUGCCUGACCAAGGAAUGACCUCUGCUGAUGACUUCUUUCAAGGCACCAAGGCCGCCCUGGCUGGGGGAACCACCAUGAUCAUUGACCAUGUCGUGCCCGAGCCCGGGACAAGCCUGCUGGCAGCCUUCGACCAGUGGAGGGAGUGGGCUGACAGCAAGUCCUGCUGUGACUACUCUCUGCACGUGGACAUCACGGAGUGGCAUAAGGGCAUCCAGGAGGAGAUAGAGGCCCUGGUGAAGGACCACGGGGUCAAUUCCUUCCUGGUGUACAUGGCUUUCAAAGAUCGCUUCCAGCUAACUGAUUCCCAGAUCUAUGAAGUAUUGAGCGUGAUCCGGGAUAUCGGUGCGAUCGCCCAAGUCCACGCAGAAAACGGCGACAUCAUUGCAGAGGAGCAGCAGAGGAUCCUGGAUCUGGGCAUCACGGGCCCCGAGGGACACGUGCUGAGCCGACCUGAGGAGGUCGAGGCCGAAGCCGUGAAUCGCUCGAUUACCAUCGCCAACCAGACCAACUGCCCUCUGUACGUCACCAAGGUGAUGAGCAAGAGCGCGGCCGAAGUCAUCGCCCAGGCCCGGAAAAAGGGAACCGUGGUGUAUGGUGAGCCCAUCACCGCCAGCUUGGGGACUGAUGGCUCCCACUACUGGAGCAAGAACUGGGCCAAGGCCGCCGCUUUUGUCACCUCCCCACCCCUGAGCCCUGACCCGACCACUCCGGACUUCCUGAACUCCUUGCUGUCCUGCGGAGAUCUUCAGGUCACUGGCAGUGCCCACUGCACGUUCAACACUGCCCAGAAGGCUGUGGGAAAGGACAACUUCACUCUGAUCCCCGAAGGCACCAAUGGCACCGAGGAGCGGAUGUCUGUCAUCUGGGAUAAGGCUGUGGUCACGGGGAAGAUGGACGAGAACCAGUUUGUGGCCGUGACCAGCACCAAUGCAGCCAAAGUCUUCAACCUGUACCCCCGGAAAGGCCGCAUUGCUGUGGGAUCUGAUGCUGACCUGGUCAUCUGGGACCCCGACAGCGUUAAAACCAUCUCUGCCAAGACCCACAACAGUUCUCUUGAGUACAACAUCUUUGAAGGCAUGGAGUGCCGUGGCUCCCCACUGGUGGUCAUCAGCCAGGGGAAGAUCGUCCUGGAGGAUGGCACCCUUCAUGUCACCGAAGGCUCUGGGCGCUACAUCCCCCGGAAGCCCUUCCCUGAUUUUGUUUACAAGCGUAUCAAGGCGAGGAGCAGACUGGCAGAACUGAGAGGGGUUCCCCGCGGCCUGUACGACGGACCCGUGUGCGAGGUGUCCGUGACGCCCAAGACAGUCACCCCAGCCUCCUCGGCCAAGACGUCUCCUGCCAAGCAGCAGGCCCCUCCUGUCCGGAACCUGCACCAGUCUGGAUUCAGCUUGUCUGGUGCUCAGAUUGAUGACAACAUUCCCCGCCGCACCACCCAGCGCAUUGUGGCUCCCCCUGGUGGCCGUGCCAACAUCACCAGCCUGGGCUAGAGGUCCGGCCGCAACUUCCUUGGGGAUGGGGAUGGGACACCUGAGGACAUUCUGAGACUUCUUCCUUCCUUUUUUUUUUUUUUUUUUUUUUUUUUUUUAAGAGCCUGUGAUAGUUACUGUGGGGCAGCCAGUUCAUGGGGCUCCCUCUCGGGCCCUGCACUCCGUCCCUCACCCAGAGUCACUGAUUUUGCUCACCCACUUCCCCAUACAUCUACAAAUAUCACACCCAAGUCUGCCCACCAACCCCAUACACGGAACCGCAUCCAACACUCAGACAUGUGACACAAAGCGAAUCACAACGAGGGCGUUUUUCAUCUCCAAGCUCUGUUGUACUUGUUCUCAUCUUCCUUUUCGUUGGGGGGGGGAGUGGGGGGGGGGGGGUGGGGGGAGAGCGUUGUUGUCUUUUUUUUUUUUUUAAAUACUAAAUUGGGAAGCCUAAUUCAAUAUUAAUACAAGGGGUUUGAACUGGACAUCCUAAUGAUGCAAUUAUGUAACCAUCGAGCUCUUCAGGGUGGUUGGCAAACUCCGCAUAUCCCCCCUGAGAGGCUCCAAAAUGUCGACACUGCAUUCCAUAGUCUUCUGGGUCAACUGUUGAUAAAGGCAGGUUUUCUUUUUGGCCUAGCUUUUGCUGCAGAUUACAUUUUUUUGAGGAUUCUCUUCUUCCUUAGCGUCUUUUCUGCUCUCUUUCCCUCUCUGUCUCUCUCUCGUGCUCCCCCUCUGUAGCUUUUUUGCUCAUGACUAUUUUUACGUCUCUUUCUUUGUGUUUCCUCCAGCCCUUGUCUCUGAGACCAUGUUUUUCUCUCCAUCCCCCGUCGUCUUUUCAAAUGACCAGAUCUACUGUUUUGCGGUGGUCAUCAGAACCUGCCUAGAAGGGUUUUGUCAUUGCAACCAUAGUAAUGUGCUGUCCUAGUCCAUAAACGACUGGUGCUACCCACCCGCCACCACCAGGAUAUGCGUUUGAGUUCCGGAUGCUUCUAGGUGCAGCGAAGGGCUGAGCUACCCCACAUUCUCCCCUGGGGGCUCAGAAUAGAACCUCAAACAGUAAUGAGAGGUUGAAGAAACCUGAGGCUUUAGGACGUAAGUUUUUCCUCCAUGCGAUGCUAACUAGCUAAAGAAAAAGACACGGCCAAAUCUGUAAAUCGAGCCCCAUGACCCAAGUGAGCAGAUCACCCCCAGGCCAGCCACCGGCUCAGACGUGUUGAGCUGCUGGGGGUCUGACCCUGGGACCUGCUGGUUCCCAGCGAAGUAUCUUUUGGGAUUCCAGAGAACACUGGGGCUUCUCGCUCUGGGGCAAAAAAAAUAUUAUUUUUUCCUGUUCAGUUCUUCUGGAAGAUACCAUGCAAUACAGUAGUCCCCCCGCUUCUACACAGGGGGGACAUUCCCCUGUGUAGACAUUCUACACAUUCCAAGACCCCCAGUGGAUACCUGAAAUCGCGAAUAGUACUGAGCUUUAUAUAUAUAUUAUGUUUUUCCCCCCCAUACAUGCUUGUGAGAAAGUUUAAUUUAUAAAUUAGGCACAGUAAGAGGUUAACAACAAUAACUAAUAAUAGGAUCAUUGUAACACUAUAAUAAAAGUUAUGUGACUGUGGUCUCUAUUUCGGAAAAUACCUUGUUACACUGUACUCACCCUUCUUGUGAUGUGAGGAGAUGAAGGGACGUGAAGGACGUAGGCCGUGUGACGGAGCGUCAGGCUGCUACUGACCUUUGGACGGGACAUCAGAGGAUCACCUGCUUCUGGCCUUCGGUUGAGCCCGAAUUCCUGACACCUUGAAAAGCAAGCCCACAGAUAAGGGGGAGCUACUGUACAGGGAAGCCUACUAAACUCGGAUAAUCCUGGGGAGAUUUGACUUCAAGUGCACCUUCCUUUGCAAGGGGAAGAAUCUGUUGAAUGAAAGGCUAGCAUCCCCGUCAGAGCCCUUGUGGGGAGAAAACCUUACAAGUCAAACGUGCCCCGCCCCCCCCCCCACAGAGUGCGCAGGUGACCUCGUGUCUGCGUCCCUGCCUUUUCUCAGCGACCCUUCCUUCAAGCUGCCUUCGUGCCCAUCCCUGUCUUUGCUGUUUUGUGUUGCGUUUCCUUCCCCGAUCGCGUUUACAGGUUCUGUUAAGCGACACUCACGUUUGCAGGCUUUGAUCAAACCAAAUCUGCUUUUGUAAAGCAUAACACAAAAAAGGUCGGUCGUUCCCUCAUUACGCUGGUGUCCCCACACGUUUUGCCUUUGGGGGUUCUGCUGGGGGGGUAUAGUUUCUCGUCGUUGUUGUUUAUUUGUUAUUUUAAAAGGAAACUGCACUUUGAAAGAAUAAUUGGUUAACUUAAUAUAUUUGCUUUUUUUUUUUUUUAAUCUCACCUGCACUUAGAGGAAAUUUGAACAAGUCGGAUUUUUUUUUUUUUUUUUUUUUUUUUUUUUCCAUUCUAAGAAACACUUGCAGCUCUUAUAGUAUUCGCUUGGGUCUUCCUGUUUUUCCUGUACCAGGUCAUGGCGAUUUUGGUUAUUUUGGUUGUUUUCUUGAAGCCGCUUAAAACCUGAAGAUGUCUGCAGGCUGUGGAAGCAUGUUUAUCUGUUGGCUUGCUUUGUGUGUCUGUUAAAUGAAUGUCAUAUGUAAAUGCGAAAAUAAAUGGACAGUGUCUCCGAACUGAAGAACUGCAGUGACUUGAUGCUCUAAAACAGUGUAGGACUUAAUACAUAGAUGGUUUUUAAUCCUUGAAAUUGUGAUUGUGACCCAUGAGUGGAGGAACUUUCAGUGCUGAAGCCGAUAAUGUGUGUAGCCAGGAGAGUACCUUUUUUUUUUUUUUUUUUUUGUAACCACUGUCUUAAUGGCAAAAUAAUUAUGGUUAAAAAAAAAAAGUCUCGUGUUUAUUAUUCCUUAAGAACUCUGUGUUAUAUUACCAUGGAACGCCUAAUAAAGCAAAAUGUGGUUGUUUCA